AAUAAAUAGCACUCAAACCCCAUUCUUCAUCUCACAGCAUCAUUCCAACAACUUAUUUUGAGCACUUGGCCAUGGCAUUCAGCGGCGGCCAGAUGCUCGCUGCCUUCACCCUGGGCUUUCUUCUUAUGGCCUUCUGUGCGGAGGCUCGGGUAUGCAUGUCCCCUAGCAAGUUCUAUAAAAGGAGCCCUUGCAAGAACGUGCGUUGCACCGCGGCAUGUCACAAAGAGCACUUCAAGGGUGGUUACUGCUCCAGUAAGAAGUCAAUUGUAGGCGACGAGCUCAACGAAGACAACGACGACAACCGCUUUCGCAAACCUCCUAAGAAAAAGAGGUGCAUCUGUACAUUUCCAUGCGGCUCUAAGGCCCCACCACCACCGUCAGAACCUGAAGUGCCAGAGCCACCGGGUGAACCCGUGGUGCCGGAGCCGCCAUCCAAAGAUCCUAAGAAGAAGCCGCCACCGCCGCCAUAUGAACGUGGCAUGCCGGUGCCGCCCUCGGGAGAACACAAGAAGAAGAAGCUGCCGCCAGCUGCCGACCAGUGAGCAAAUGGUCUAGUCCGCCUAUCCGAGGAAAAUUAUUUUAAUAAGAGAGGAAUUAAUCAACGCUUGACUUGUACACAUGCAUAAUUGAUUGCAUGACAAUAAUAAUAAUAAUCCUUUUUUGAACUGAGUAA
This is a messenger RNA of Aegilops tauschii subsp. strangulata, 673 nucleotides long. NCBI's taxonomy places the organism in Eukaryota, Viridiplantae, Streptophyta, Magnoliopsida, Poales, Poaceae. The record is from RefSeq and is a predicted model, not a curated record.